AUGUCCUUCUUCAGGAAUUUCUUCGGCACCUCUGCGACUGCAGCAGAGGUGACAGAUACGAGCAAGACGCCUGUCCGCGCUCUGCCGGCAUCCUGGUACACCUCACCGGCAAUGUACGACUUGGAACGACGGUCCAUCUUCUCCCGCAAGUGGCUUCUUACGACUCACAAAGCCCGCGUCCCAAAUGCCGGGGACUGGGUUCGAUAUGAUACUGCUGGCUAUGAAUUCAUCGUGGCCAAGGAUCAUCAGGGCGGAGUGAAGGCUUUUCUGAGUAACGACCUCUCUCCGGUUCAUGUGCAUCUUGACCGCAAUGGCUUUGUCUGGAUCAAUCUUGAUGCAUCCGAAACCCCGGAGGUUGCCUGGAAAGAUGAUUUUGAGGGUGUCGAUGAGCAGCCUCGAUUCGACUACUACAACUUCGAGGAGUAUAACUUCGACCACACCUGGGAUAUGGAGGGCGAGUUCAACUGGAAAAUCCUCGCAGACAACUACAACGAGUGUUACCACUGUCAGGUAGCUCAUCCUGAUAUCCCUACCAUUGCGGAUCUCAACUCGUAUUACGUCAAACCCAAGGAUGGCCAUAUUCAGCAUUUCGGCGCUCCGCGAGAAGACCAGAUUGCGAAGGGGUUCCGCAUUGCGACGACCUAUUUCUGGCCGAACGCCUCCAUGAAUGUCUCCCCAAACUUCUUCUUCAUGCAGCGUUUCACCCCCAUCAGCCCGACUCAGUGCAUGAUGCGAUACGAAGUCUAUCGCCAUAAAGAUGCCACCGACGAAGCGUUCAACGUCAUUAGCGAUAUGUAUAAGCGAAUUAUGUCCGAGGAUAAGUACCUCUGCAUCCACUCUCAGAAAAACCUAAACGCCGGUGUCUUCGUCAAUGGCCUGCUUCAUCCGGAGAUGGAAAUGGGCCCCCUCCACUUUCAAAAGACCGUUCGUGAUGUUGUCAUGGAACACCAUGAGAAAGAAGAAAAGGCCGGCUAUGAGAUCUGGCCCGCAUCGGAGCGGGCUUCCAAGAAGGCCCCCGGAACCCGAGAGGACCCCUUUGCUUUCCACACAGAGACGGACGACACUUACAUGAGCGAAAAGAAUGACUUGAACGUGACGGUAACGCCAGUCAUGGCUUUAUAG
Penicillium argentinense is the source of this 1122-nucleotide messenger RNA. RefSeq lists its product as uncharacterized. Gene Ontology annotation, molecular function: 2 iron, 2 sulfur cluster binding; iron ion binding. Bases 1 to 1122 code for a protein of 373 amino acids. The record is from RefSeq and is a predicted model, not a curated record. The transcript is spliced from 2 exons. Lineage: Eukaryota; Fungi; Ascomycota; Eurotiomycetes; Eurotiales; Aspergillaceae.